Molecule: messenger RNA, 1689 nt
Organism: Puccinia triticina
Lineage: Eukaryota; Fungi; Basidiomycota; Pucciniomycetes; Pucciniales; Pucciniaceae
Exons: 4
Coding region: 1-1689 (562 amino acids)
Biological process (GO): positive regulation of transcription by RNA polymerase I; rRNA processing
Cellular component (GO): nucleolus
Molecular function (GO): protein binding
Source: RefSeq, a predicted model, not a curated record
AUGGAUUUCGUCAAACUUCCAAUACUCCAGCACCCCCGUCUGACCAGGUCGAAUGCUGAAAGAUCAGAGGGCCGAUACUGGAGAGAGUUCAAAAACCCAGUAUUUGUCAAAUCAUACGCCCCCAUCUCUCAUAUCACCUUCUCUUCCAAAGUGCCUCACCGAUAUUGCGUCAGUUCGGGAACAAAAAUCCAAAUCUACUCUCCUAAGACGUUGAGGGUGGUCAAGACGAUCUCGCGAUUUCAACUGCCCGCUCGAUGUUCAGAUAUCAAAUCAGAUGGCAAGCUAGUCGUCUCUUCCGAUGAUUCAGGACUCAUCCAAGUGUUCGACCUCAAUUCUCGAGCCAUCCUGCGUACCUUCAGGGAAAUCAAACAACCCGUUCAUGUCGUUAAAUUUUCGCCGACCUCAACAAAUGUACUCACAUGUUCGGAUGACUCGACCGUGCGUCUCUAUGACCUAGCUACUUCCAAAACAAUCCGGACAUUUAUGGGCCAUACGGAUUACGUCCGUGCCGGGGAUUUCACUGGACCGAACCUAGUACUGUCAGGAAGUUACGAUGGUCAACUGAAGCUUUGGGAUGACCGGAUGGAGGAAAAUGGCGGGUUGGCUUGGUCCUUGAAUCACGACCACCCAAUUGAAAAGAUCUUGAUCCAUCCGACUUCAACUCUUGCAAUCUCUGCGGGUGGCCCGGUUGCGAACGUAUGGGACAUCCUUGGAGGUGGUGGAAAUAAACAGUCUCUCGUAUCGCUCUCGAACCAUCAAAAGACCAUCACCUCCUUAUGCUGGGCGCGAGGCCCAUGCGGGGACGUUGAUGAAGGAAGUCAAUCAACAAGACGUCUCCUUUCUGGCGGACUUGACGGCUUAGUCAAAGUUUACGAUAUUUCAACUGGCUCGUACAAAGUUCGACAUACCAUCAAGUACAGCUCACCCAUUUUGUCCAUGGCGGUUUCGCCUGAUGAUAGCUUGUUGGUCGUCGGCUGCACUGACGGAAGUCUGAGUAUGAGAAAACGACCCAAGUCUUCAAAUGAGAUCGCCGCCAACAAGGCCACCAAGGCACACAAAUCCUUGUCUACCGCAAACAAAGGAACUGAUCCCACAGCCAACGAAGCCGAAGUCGUAUGGGGUAAGCAAGACGCCAAUCUAAUUGAGGAAAUGGCUGGAGCUGGGAUGGAUACUGUCGAUGAGGAGACUGCUCAUGGAUUCCCUGAUGCGAGGGCAACCGGACUUCUAACAGCUGAAGCCAUGACCACCACCCCGAAAACGAGUACGAUUCAGCGGAAAAAGAAACAGCGCUUACAAACUUGGGACAAGAUGUUGAAAGCUUUCCGUUACGGCGAUGCCCUAGACUCGGUCCUCUCCUCAACAGUUCCCCCAAAUACGACAUUCUCACUGAUACGUGAACUGAUGCAUCGGGAUGGGCUUCACCAAGCACUAUCGGGUCGGGAUGAAGUCAGCUUGGCCCCAAUUCUGCGGCUCAUUUCGAGACACAUAACCGAUCCGCGUUGGUUUAACAUCGCCUCAGAUGUGCUGAACUGUAUCAUCAAUCUUUACCACGCUGUGUUGGGCAAGUCACAAACUAUUGACGCGCUGCUUUCGGCAAUAUCUUUUCGAAUUUCUGACGAACUGAAGUUACAUUCCACUCUAUUUUCCGUUAAUGGACAACUGGAGAUGAUACUUUCUGGGUACGAUUGA